AUGAAUGCGAAUUUGCGUUCACCAAUUUUUUGCCUAGCCGUGUUGUUGUGCCUGGUGGCGCAUGCGCGUGCGACAUACAAAUUGCAGGAACGUUACAGCUGGACACAAUUGGAUUUCGCUUUUCCGAGUGCUAAUUUGAAGCAGCAAGCGCUCGCCAGCGGCGAUUAUGUGCCACAAAAUGCAUUGCCUGUGGGCGUGGAGCAUUGGGGCAAUCGGCUGUUUGUAACGGUACCACGUUGGCGUGACGGUAUUCCCGCUACCUUGACUUACAUCAACAUGGACCAUAGUGUAACUGGCUCACCGGAGCUCAUUCCAUAUCCCGAUUGGCGUAGCAACACAGCUGGCGAUUGUGCAAACAGCAUCACCACCGCGUAUCGCAUUAAGGCGGACGAGUGUGGCCGCCUAUGGGUACUUGACACCGGCACUGUUGGCAUUGGCAACACCACCACCAAUCCAUGCCCGUAUGCGGUGAACGUCUACGACUUGACCACCAACACACGUAUACGCCGUUAUGAGUUGCGCGCCGAUGACACCAAUGCCAACACUUUUGUUGCCAACAUCGCUGUGGAUAUUGGCAAGUCAUGCGACGAUGCAUUCGCUUACUUUUCCGAUGAACUCGGCUAUGGUUUGAUUGCUUAUUCGUGGGAACAGAAUAAAUCGUGGCGUUUUUCGGCGCACUCAUACUUCUUCCCGGAUCCCUUGCGCGGCGACUACAAUAUUGCCGGCUUGAACUUCCAAUGGGGUGAGGAGGGCAUCUUUGGCAUGGCACUUUCACCCAUACGUUCCGAUGGCUAUCGUACUAUGUUCUUCAGCCCUCUGGCCAGUCAUCGUCAUUUCGCCGUAUCGACGCGCAUUUUACGCGAUGAGAGUCGUGUCGAAGAUAGUUAUCAUGAUUUUGUGGCGCUAGAUGAACGUGGCCCCAACUCGCAUACGACGGCGCGUGUUAUGAGCGAUGAUGGCAUUGAGCUGUACGAUUUAAUUGAUCAAAAUGCCGUGGGCUGUUGGCAUUCAUCGAUGCCGUACACACCACAAUUUCAUGGCAUUGUGGAUCGGGAUGAUGUCGGUCUGGUGUUUCCGGCCGAUGUGAAGAUCGAUGAAAAUAAAAAUGUGUGGGUACUCUCCGAUCGUAUGCCGGUAUUUUUGCUCUCCGAUCUCGACUACAAUGACGUCAACUUCCGCAUUUACUCUGCGCCGCUGAGCACUUUGAUUGAGAACACCGUCUGCGAUAUACGUAACAACGCCUAUGGGCCAUCGAAUUCGGUUGGCUCGGUUAGCAGUUUCUAUGACACGCCCACGAGUACGAAUAAUAUUUAUGGUCCACAUUUGGGUAUUGGUGGUGGUAACAAAGUGUACGGUCCACCGAAUCCAGUGAAUGUGCCGAAACCGCAGACGCGUCUGAACAAACCCUACUUGCCGCCACUGCCUACAAAGCCGGUUGUGCAAGCGGAUGUGCCACGUGUCGCUCCGCCAAGCCGCAAUUAUCUACCGCCAUUGAUGGGCACUGGCUACACAACGCAGCGCGCCGACUCAGCCAAGGCGUACGUCUUCAACAAUGGUCUCACCUAUGAAGCUGGUGGACCACAUCUGUUUCCGAUACAAGCGGAGGGUUUGAAGAACUAUGUGACAACUCGCACGUCCGGCUGGUGGAUGCAGCGCUGA
Molecule: messenger RNA, 1659 nt
Organism: Anastrepha obliqua
Lineage: Eukaryota; Metazoa; Arthropoda; Insecta; Diptera; Tephritidae
Gene: y
Product: protein yellow
Exons: 2
Coding region: 1-1659 (552 amino acids)
Cellular component (GO): extracellular region
Source: RefSeq, a predicted model, not a curated record